GGGGGCUAUAAGCAAUGAUAAUUUUAUUGUCAUUUUAAUGUUCAGCUAAUUAAGCAGUAUAACACUUUCUUGUCAAGAAAAGAAAAGAAAAACUCAAGAACUAGAUAGCCAUGAAUUCUUCUAACCAAGCCACAAAUAAGACAAAAUCAGGAGAAGUAGAUUCCUCCAGUUGCAUCAUACAGAUUGAUCCCCCAAAGUCCCCAAAAAUUCUGAGGAAAUCAGCAGGUGGUCAAUCUUGUUGCAUCUUCAGAAUCCCUCACACACUCGUCCAAGCCAAUGAAGCAGCUUACAAACCAAAGAUUGUAUCCAUCGGUCCUUACCACCAGUGGGAUGGUAAAGACGAUAGACAUCAGGUUCAGAUGAUCCAGGAGCACAAACAAAUAUAUCUUGACCUCUUCUUGUCCAAGACAAAGAUAAACGGAGUGUCUUUGACCCACUUGAGAGAAGUGGUCUCCGGUCUAGAACAGAAGAUCAGAGAUUCUUACUCUGAGGAUCUAAAUAUCAAUAAGGAAAAGCUGAUAGAUAUGAUGAUUCUUGACGGUUGUUUCAUCCUCACGUUGUUCUUCGUGGUCGCAAAGAAGGAAUGGCGUCAAAAUUAUGACGACCCUAUUCUGAUGUUACGGUGGAUUCUACCAACUCUUCAAAGUGAUCUUCUCCUCCUAGAAAACCAGGUUCCACUUUUCCUUCUUCAAGAACUCCUCACUGCUUCCAAAUUAUUUCCUUCCGCUAGCCUAAACAUGAUCAUCUUUCAAUUCUUUCGCUACUCUAUAGAAAGACCAAAUGAAUUUUGGGGCAAAAACAAAAAUAUCAAAGCAAACCAUAUUCUUGAUCUUAUCCGUCAAACUUUUAUACCCUCUAAAUCUCCAACACCAACACCAAUACCAACAUCAACACCGCCUCCUCGCCCUUUUCUCAGUCUGAUUGUUUCAGCCAAGAAACUUCAACUACGAGGAAUAAAAUUCAUGCCAAAGGAGAAAUAUGAUACACCCUUGGAUAUAACACUCAACGGCAACUUUCUUGAAAUACCUAAACUAACGUUUGAUGACUUUUUCAGUUCGCUUUUGAUCAACUGCGUUGCCUUUGAGCAGUUUAAUGUGAACUGUUCAACGGAGAUGACAAGCUAUGUUACUUUCAUGGGCUGCCUCAUCAACACUGAAGCGGACGCAACCUACUUAAGCGAGAAAGGGAUCAUAGAGAACUAUUUCGGGACAGGAGAAGAAGUAUCUCUCUUCUUCAAGAACACUGGUAAAGACAUUGUCUUUAGCAUAUCAAAUAGUUACUUGGCAGAUGUGUUCGAGGGGGUGAAUGAGUAUACCUCACAAGGAUAUCACGUACAAUGGGCAAAAUUCAAGUAUACAUAUUUCAAGAGUCCGUGGACUUUUCUAUCAUCUUUUGCUGCUUUGAUACUUCUCAUUGUUACCGUUUUCCAAGCUUUCUUCGCAGCCUAUCCUUAUUUUUAUCCUCCCAAGUAAAAGAUUGAGUGAAGCAUACUAUUGACUUGGCGCUCACCAGUGUCGCCCCUUUUGGCUUCGUCUCCAAGUGCUUGAAGCUUUCAUCGUUUGUUUACAUUAUUCUCGUCGCUGUUUUGUGUUAUACCCACUACGAGCAUUUGUAUUUUGACUUCAGGGUUUGCAAAUUGCCAUUCAUUUUUAAUGUAAAAGUUAUUUUGCAUUGUCUUGAAGACUUGAACAAAUAAAAGUUCAUAACACGUUUGCGA
Messenger RNA from Eruca vesicaria subsp. sativa (arugula), 1717 nucleotides. The record is from the annotation of a GenBank genome assembly. Lineage: Eukaryota; Viridiplantae; Streptophyta; Magnoliopsida; Brassicales; Brassicaceae.